Molecule: messenger RNA, 2425 nt
Organism: Drosophila hydei
Lineage: Eukaryota; Metazoa; Arthropoda; Insecta; Diptera; Drosophilidae
Product: RYamide receptor
Exons: 8
Coding region: 579-2216 (545 amino acids)
Biological process (GO): G protein-coupled receptor signaling pathway
Cellular component (GO): membrane
Molecular function (GO): neuropeptide Y receptor activity
Source: RefSeq, a predicted model, not a curated record
GCUCGGCCACUCCGCUGCGAUCGUUCGAGCUGACAGCUUCGUGUAUUUAUAAUAUAUAUAUAUAUAAAUUUAAUACAAAUUGUAACACAUCAGAAACGAAGCAACACGUUUCCUUAUCUAAGUGAAUUAUUGCCGCUGUUUUGAUUCUACAACAGUUUGGCAUUGGAAUUCAAUUUGCAUAGAAUCGAAUCCUAAAAAACCAAACACGCAAACACACACUCACGCAUAGACACACUUGUCUAGCAAUUAAAAUUAGUGUGGCAUUUACGCUGGCCAAUUUGUGAUAGUGCGGCUCUUGAUUAUCAACGUUUAAACAACAAAAUCUAUAGCUAAAAUAGCGCAAAAACAAACCAAAAGCUAAUUGCAUUUGGUCAACAGCAAUACAAUAUUAGUUUGAUUAUUAGUGUUGUUGUUGUGAUAAUACUUUGUAUAAAUUAAAGGCGUAGCAGUAAUUAAUUUCUGGGCAACAGCGAGGACAAUAAAAUGCAUUGCGUUCCAUAAAUUGUGGUUGGCUUAGCCGAAAAUUCGCCAAGCUCUUAUAAAUUGUUAACACUUUAGUCGAGAGAAAUAAUAACGAGAUGGAAGCCGAUAUAAUAUACGAUCAGCAUGUGCAUGAAGAGUUGCUGCCUGGCGCCGAGGAGGAGGCGGAGUUUGAACGACUUUACGCGGCCCCCGCGGAAAUUGUGGCCCUACUCUCCAUCUUCUACGGGGGCAUUAGCAUUUUAGCCGUGAUUGGCAACACGCUGGUUAUCUGGGUGGUGGCAACCACUCGACAAAUGCGCACCGUAACCAACAUGUAUAUUGCGAAUCUGGCGUUUGCGGAUGUCAUUAUUGGACUAUUCAGCAUACCAUUUCAGUUCCAGGCUGCGCUCCUCCAACGCUGGAAUUUGCCGUAUUUUAUGUGCGGCUUCUGUCCGUUUGUGCAGGCACUCAGCGUCAACGUCUCCGUGUUCACUCUGACUGCAAUCGCCAUCGAUCGCCAUCGGGCCAUAAUUAAUCCAUUACGCGCACGUCCCAGCAAGUUUAUAUCGAAAUUCAUAAUUGGAGGCAUUUGGCUGCUGGCGCUGGUAUUCGCUGCGCCAUUUCCCAUCGCGUUUCGUGUGGAGGAGAUAACGGACCGCUUUCGUGAGAACGACGUCUACUUCAAUUUGACUCGGCCGUUUUGCAUGAACAAAAACCUGUCCGACGAGCAGUUGAAGGCAUAUCGAUACGCUCUGGUCUUUGUGCAAUAUUUGGUGCCAUUUUGUGUGAUUAGCUUUGUGUACAUACAGAUGGCAGUUCGACUCUGGGGCACACACGCGCCUGGCAAUGCACAGGACUCGCGAGACAUAACGCUGCUCAAAAACAAGAAGAAGGUCAUUAAAAUGCUGAUUAUCGUUGUCGUCAUCUUCGGCUUGUGCUGGCUGCCUCUGCAGCUCUACAAUAUACUAUAUGUAACAAUACCGGAAAUCAACGACUACCACUUCAUUAGCAUCGUGUGGUUCUGCUGCGACUGGCUGGCCAUGAGCAACAGCUGCUAUAAUCCCUUUAUUUACGGCAUCUACAAUGAAAAAUUCAAGCGGGAAUUUAACAAACGUUUUGCGGCAUGCUUUUGUAAAUUUAAGACCAGCCUGGAACCGCAUGAGCGCACCUUUUCGAUGCACACGCGUGCCAGCUCCAUACGCUCCACCUAUGCCAAUUCGUCGAUGCGCAUACGCAGCAAUUUCUUUGGCGCACGGAAUGCUGGCGGCAAUGGCAAGAGCGGCCUGAAUUUGGGGCGAAGUGCUUAUCAGGCCAAUUUCAAUGGCAACGGACACGGCAGCAGCAGCACCAGCUACAACAACAAUGGCCAUCAAACUGUGGUGACUUUUGCGGGCAGUGAAACGACGAUGCCCCCAUGGCGACGCAAUCACUUCAAACCGCUGCAUCCGAAUGUUGUUGAGUGUGAGGACGAUUUGGCGCUGAUGGAGCUGCCAUCAACCAGCGAGGAGUUGCCGUCCAGCAUUGGCGGCGCAGCGGAUGGAGCGGGCGUGCAGCUGGCACUAUUUAAAGCCGCAUCCCGAGAAAGUUUUAGUUGCAUUUGCGAGCAGGAAUUCGGUAGCCGGACAGAAUGCGACGGAACCUGCAUACUCAGUGAAGUAUCAAGAGUACAGCAGCCAGUAGUGGACGUGGUUGCUGUGAGUGGGGCCGGCACUGGCUCCCAGCCCGUAAGCGAAUCCUUGUGGCAACCGCUCUAAAUACGCAGCAAAUGCGAUGAAUUUCUCUGUGAUUUCGAAAUAAUGAAUUGUGAUUGCAAACAUAAUGUUGUUGAUUGGGAAUUCUGAACGAUGUGCAUACAUAUGUGGAGUGGUGGAUGUGUGUGUGCGUACUUUCCUUAGCUGCAAGCCAUGUACAGUAUUAUUAUGUAAGACUUAAGUCAAAGUGUUGGCCAUGGAGCACAGAAGAA